AUGGUUCUUAUUACAAUAGCUCCUCCUUUGCAAGAAGCUGUCUUGUCAUCUCCUGUACUAUCAUCGGCUUCAGCAAGCAGUAGCAGCAUUAGCAGCACAAGCAGUGAAGCUGAUGACAGCCCACCCGCAUCUCAUCGUUUUGUGCUUCAAGAUGACGCCAAAUAUGAAUUUCCAUGCAAAACAUUAUGUGGGUUUCAAUCAUACAAAUCAUUGGCGGUGCUGUCUGGGCAUAUUGGUUCAGUUUCUUGCAUGGCCUUAUGUGGGGAAUUCAUCUUAAGUGCAUCACAAGGUAAGGAUAUUAUAGUGUGGCAACAGCCUGACUUGAGGCAGUUCACAAAGUUUGGCCAAGGUGAUGGCUCGGUGAAAGCGAUUGUGACUGUUAGCAACAAGGUUUUCACUGCACAUCAGGAUAGUAGGAUCAGAGUAUGGAAGGUUUCAAGAAGCUCAGAGAACGUGUUUAAGCUUGUCGACACACUUCCUACUACCAAGGACUAUUUGGGAAAGUUCAUGAAGCAAAGUAAUUAUGUCCAAACUCGGCGGCAUCAUAAGCGUUUAUGGAUUGAACACGCGGAUAGUAUUUCUUGUUUGACAGUCUGUAACGGGUUGAUUUAUUCAGGUUCAUGGGAUAAGACCCUUAAGGUGUGGAGGAUAUCUGAUUUGAAGUGUUUGGAAUCGAUUAAGGCCCAUGAUGAUGCUAUCAAUAGUUUGGUAGCUUGGAAGGGGAUAGUCUAUUCAGCAUCGGCGGAUGGGAAGAUCAAGGCUUGGGGAAAAGAAGCGAAGACCUCUCAUUCGUUGCAGGGGAUUUUAGAGGGUCACAAGGAUGUUUCGUUGAAUUCAGUUGUUGUUUCUGAAGAUGGAAAGUGGGUCUAUGGAGGGGGUUCAGAUGGGUUUGUUCUGGGGUGGGAAGGGAAUGGUGAUUUUGUUAGUUGGAAAUUAGUGAGUGAGACAAAAGCACACCAUGUGGCUGUUUUGUGUAUGUGCCUGACGGGAGAUUUUUUGUGCAGUGGCUCAGCUGAUAAAAGCAUUGGUAUUUGGAAGCGAGAGGCUUACGGUGAACUUUGUAAAGUUGGGGUCAUAAAUGGUCAUGAAGGGCCAGUCAAGUGUUUGCAGGCAUCACCCUGUAAUGUUGGUAGUGGUUUCUUGCUCUAUAGUGGAGGCCUUGACAAAUCUAUAAGGGUGUGGUGGGUGCCAAAGAACUCUGCAAAAAACGACGAAACAUCUACAACGUAACAGUUAACACAGAUCAGAAGUCUAUUGUCUUGGAUUAUCAAUGUUUUUGUGAGUAGUGGAGCAUUGCUUCCUUUUUUAAUUGUUUGUAGUUGCUUCGGAAGUCAUUUCGCUUUGUUUUGAUUCAAGCUGUGAACAUAGGAAAACAGAACCGAAGCUUUUAGGAGAUCUUGAAGUUGGUUUUGGGGUUCAGGUCUUCAUUUGCAGUUACUUAGGAUCAAUUUGUGCAGUUUCUUUAGAGUGGUGUGUGAUCAAUUUUUCUUUCUAUUUUUUUUUUCUGGGUUUUCAAACAGUUUUGUGGAUUCUUGUCAAUUGUAAAUAUGAGUGGUUUGAGGGAAAAUUCAAGCAA
Messenger RNA from Durio zibethinus, 1576 nucleotides. Its product is annotated as protein JINGUBANG-like. The record is from RefSeq and is a predicted model, not a curated record. Gene Ontology annotation, molecular function: protein binding. Lineage: Eukaryota; Viridiplantae; Streptophyta; Magnoliopsida; Malvales; Malvaceae.